ACAGCGGGACAGAGGAAUGGGAAAUGACGUAAGGAUUGCGGAGGGGCGCGAGGUUUCAAGAUGGCGGUAGCUGAGGGGUAGACCGAGAGGCCGAGUUGAAGGCCCUUACGAAGUGAAAGAGGCCAGGAAUCGCCCCCUGCCCGCUUCUCGUAGUCCUGGGAGCACAGCAGAAGUGUUUUUCUUUUUUUAAUGAACAAGUAAACCAUACAAAUUGUCAACAUGGGACGGAGAUCUACAUCAUCCACCAAGAGUGGAAAAUUUAUGAACCCCACAGACCAAGCCCGAAAGGAAGCCCGGAAGAGAGAAUUAAAGAAGAACAAAAAACAGCGCAUGAUGGUUCGAGCUGCAGUUUUAAAGAUGAAGGAUCCAAAACAGAUAAUCCGAGACAUGGAGAAACUAGAUGAAAUGGAGUUUAACCCAGUGCAACAGCCACAAUUAAAUGAGAAAGUACUGAAAGACAAGCGUAAAAAACUGCGUGAAACCUUCGAACGUAUUCUACGACUCUAUGAAAAAGAGAAUCCAGAUAUUUACAAAGAAUUGAGAAAGCUAGAAGUAGAAUAUGAACAGAAGAGGGCUCAACUUAGCCAAUAUUUUGAUGCUGUCAAGAAUGCUCAGCAUGUGGAGGUGGAGAGUAUUCCUUUGCCGGAUAUGCCACAUGCUCCUUCCAACAUUUUGAUCCAGGACAUUCCACUUCCUGGUGCCCAGCCACCCUCUAUACUAAAGAAAACCUCGGCCUAUGGACCUCCAACUCGGGCAGUUUCUAUCCUUCCUCUUCUUGGACAUGGUGUUCCACGUUUGCCCCCUGGCAGAAAACCUCCUGGCCCUCCCCCUGGUCCACCUCCUCCUCAAGUCGUGCAGAUGUAUGGCCGUAAAGUGGGUUUUGCCCUAGAUCUUCCCCCUCGUAGGCGAGAUGAAGACAUGUUAUAUAGUCCUGAACUUGCCCAGCGAGGUCAUGAUGAUGAUAUUUCUAGCACCAGUGAAGAUGAUGGCUAUCCUGAGGACAUGGAUCAAGAUAAGCAUGAUGACAGUACUGAUGACAGUGACACCGACAAAUCAGAUGGAGAAAGUGACGGGGAUGAAUUUGUGCACCGUGAUGAUGGUGAGAGAGACAACAAUGAAGAAAAGAAGUCAGGUCUGAGUGUACGGUUUGCAGAUAUGCCUGGAAAAUCAAGGAAGAAAAAGAAGAACAUGAAGGAACUGACUCCUCUUCAAGCCAUGAUGCUUCGUAUGGCAGGUCAAGAAAUCCCUGAGGAGGGACGGGAAGUAGAGGAAUUUUCAGAGGACGAUGAUGAAGAUGAUUCUGAUGACUCUGAAGCAGAAAAGCAAUCACAAAAACAGCAUAAAGAGGAAUCCCAUUCUGAUGGCGCAUCCACUGCUUCUUCACAGCAGCAGGCUCCGCCGCAGUCUGUUCCUCCUUCUCAGAUACAAGCACCUCCCAUGCCAGGACCACCACCUCUUGGACCACCACCUGCUCCACCAUUACGGCCUCCUGGGCCACCUACAGGCCUCCCUCCUGGUCCGCCUCCAGGAGCUCCUCCAUUCCUGAGACCACCUGGAAUGCCAGGACUCCGAGGGCCCUUACCCCGACUUUUACCUCCAGGACCACCACCAGGCCGACCCCCUGGCCCUCCCCCAGGUCCACCUCCAGGUCUGCCUCCUGGUCCCCCUCCUCGGGGACCCCCACCAAGGCUACCUCCCCCUGCACCUCCAGGUAUUCCUCCACCUCGUCCUGGCAUGAUGCGCCCACCUUUGGUGCCUCCCCUUGGACCUGCCCCCCCUGGGCUUUUCCCACCAGCUCCCUUGCCGAACCCUGGGGUUUUAAGUGCCCCACCCAACUUGAUUCAGCGACCCAAGGCGGAUGAUACGAGUGCAGCCACCAUUGAGAAGAAAGCCACAGCAACCAUCAGUGCCAAGCCACAGAUCACUAAUCCCAAGGCAGAGAUUACUCGAUUUGUGCCCACUGCACUGAGAGUACGUCGGGAGAAUAAAGGGGCUACUGCUGCUCCCCAGAGAAAGUCAGAGGAUGAUUCUGCUGUGCCUCUUGCCAAAGCAGCACCCAAAUCUGGUCCUUCUGUUCCUGUCUCAGUACAAACUAAGGAUGAUGUCUAUGAGGCUUUCAUGAAAGAGAUGGAAGGGCUACUGUGACAGCUUUUGAUGCCAGAACAGGCUUCUGUUCACAACAGUGGCCCAUGGAGAAAGAAGCUCUUAUUAAACUUAGAUGAAAGAGCUGCUUCCAUUGUCAGGGUAUUUUCUAAUUUCAUUUCAAGGAAUAUCCUAAAAUUUAGCCUUGUUCAGAAUUUACUGCACAUAAAAGAGGGUAUUUCAUCCAGAAUAGAUCAGUUAUUGAAGCAGUGCUGCUAGCAUCCAUUCCCUUUCACACCACCAUUUUCAUCCUGUUUCUUCCCCUCCUCCAGUUCUUUGGAAAUUUGUGAUCACAGGGGGAUCUUAGUUGCUUAUUUGUUUUGACUCUCUUGUGUGCUGUGGGCACUGGAGUAGAAAUUUUUGAAAAAAACAGUUUAUUUCAUCUUGCCUUUUGUGUUUGAGUUAUUUUUAAUAUUUUCCUGUAAAUAUUUUGUAAUAUUUUACUUGUAAUGAAAUGGAUCACAAUGUCAUUUCCUAAUACAAGGCAGGAUAUGUGGGAAGAAAAUGUACAAUUAUUUGAUUAAAAUUAUUUCCCACUGACCUAAACUUUCAGUGAUUCGUGGGAAAAAUAAAUAAAUGUUCUACACCAAGA
Chlorocebus sabaeus (green monkey) is the source of this 2734-nucleotide messenger RNA. RefSeq names its product WW domain binding protein 11 (gene WBP11). The record is from RefSeq and is a predicted model, not a curated record. Gene Ontology annotation, cellular component: spliceosomal complex. Lineage: Eukaryota; Metazoa; Chordata; Mammalia; Primates; Cercopithecidae. Gene Ontology annotation, biological process: RNA processing.